CUUUCUUUUAUCAAAUAUUCGUUUUCAUAUCCCUGUCGUUACUUCUGCCCUUCAUGCCGGGCAUCAGAUCUCUGUUACUUGGCGUGUUGUCGGCAUGGGUGGUCGCCGGGCAUAACCUUCGGGCGAACAACAUCAGCACAGGCUACCGGAUCGAUGUUCACUCUCAUGUCAUUCCUCCGGUUUGGAGAGAGGCCCUGAUUGCUGCUGGCUACCCUGUGAAAAAUGGAACGAUGUAUACUGACGAUUUCCCGGUGCCCGACUGGACGCUGGAAUCACACCUGGCCACGAUGGACACCUUGGGCAUCAACUUUUCGACCAUCAGCGUGAGUGCUCCCGGGGUCUACUUCCUCAAUGAUCCUAAGGAGGCACAUGCACUCGCCCGCACCGUCAAUCUUGCCAUGCAUAAUUACACCCAGGCUCACCCGACUCGACUGGGGGCGCUUUGCCUGUUGCCCCUUCCGCAUGUGGAAGAAUCGGUAGCCGAACUGAAGUUUUGCCUCGAUACGCUCAAGUUCCCCGGUGUGGGCAUGUAUACUAACGCCAACGGUACCUACCUUGGCGACUCGACUCUCAGUCCCGUAUUUUCAGUUUUGAAUGAGAGACAGGCCACCGUGUUUGUUCAUCCAGCAGCUCCGGGAUGUCAGUCUGUGAGCUUGGGCUACCCGUUCCCUUUGACGGAGUACCCGUUUGACAGCGUGCGGGCGAUGGAGAAUCUGUUGUUGACUGGCCAGCGCGCUAAGAACCCCGAUCUCAAGAUGAUAUUUGCCCACGGCGGGGGCGCAAUGCCCUAUCUGGCCAGCCGUAUUGCUGGAAUGGCGUCCAUGUCGUUGCUGGGGUCUCUAAAUAUGACCAAGUCCCUGGCGGAGCUUGCAGGUUAUUACUUUGACACGGCCUCUGCCACCUCAGCAAUUCAACUCGCUGCCAUGAAAAGCUUCAUUGGGGUGGACCAGAUUCUGACUGGAACAGAUUACCCGUAUGUUCCCCUUUCACAGAGCGAGGCCGCGCUCCCUGCCAUUCAGAACAACGGCGAAUUCACUGAUGCCGAGAUGGCGCGCAUCAACCACCAGAAUGCGCUUCAACUGUUUCCUCGGGUUGCCAAGGUGUUGGGCUAUUGAAGCCCCAGUAGUCCAGCACAGUUCUGGGACUGUCUCUUUGUCGCCUGGUAGCCUGAGUCUGCAGUCCAAUAGAUGAUUCCGAUAGUCUAGUGUGCCACACCCAGUGGUAAUGCCGUCUUUUCCGACUGGACUCGGCGAUUUGGGUCAAUUCCAUACAUGAGAUUGUGGAAGUUCGAUGCAAGAAACCGGAGGCUAUCGGGCGAAGAUGUCAGAAAUUUCCCCACAGUAUAUAUUUCUAUCGCCGGACAGUGUAGGGUCGAUAAUUGUAGCACUCAAUCUCGGGCCUAAACGUGUCCAAUAAUACUCAAAUGAAGGAUUG
Molecule: messenger RNA, 1434 nt
Organism: Aspergillus costaricaensis CBS 115574
Lineage: Eukaryota; Fungi; Ascomycota; Eurotiomycetes; Eurotiales; Aspergillaceae
Product: amidohydrolase family protein
Exons: 3
Coding region: 54-1115 (353 amino acids)
Biological process (GO): secondary metabolic process
Cellular component (GO): cytoplasm
Molecular function (GO): hydrolase activity; carboxy-lyase activity
Source: RefSeq, a predicted model, not a curated record